Molecule: messenger RNA, 12162 nt
Organism: Dermochelys coriacea (leatherback sea turtle)
Lineage: Eukaryota; Metazoa; Chordata; Testudines; Dermochelyidae
Product: KIAA1958 ortholog
Exons: 4
Coding region: 565-2784 (739 amino acids)
Source: RefSeq, a predicted model, not a curated record
GGGCGUUUAUUGUUUGUAACGCGGGAGGAGGAGUCGGAGUCUCAGUCCCUGUCCGCGUCCGCGGGGCUGCGCACAGGGGCUGCUGUUUGGUCUGAUGGAAGAAACCCGCCCCGGGCCGGGCUGGCAGGACUGGCGAGAGGCUGCAGGAGCUGAGCUGUGCAGGCUAUUUCAGAGCUCAGAUCCCGGGGGGUGGCUUUGCUUUUGGAUGCCUUGGAGCUGUUUUCUUUCCUUGUAUUUGACGCCCUCCUUCGGGAACAAAAGUCUGCAUUUUUUUUUUUUUUGCCAUUUCUUUUAGGAUUUGGCAUGUACAAUAACCCCCUCUCCCCACCUGACAUCUUUACCCAAGUGGCCUACUGAAGCAGAAGUUCAGUGAAGUGUUGUCCGUACAUCUUUAGAGAGAGAGAGAGAGGCUGAGGUCUCUGCGGAGGAGGGAAACGCCUGGACGUGCUUUUAUAGGGCAAACAGAGUUUCUCUCUAGAGAUACAGUGCGAUUAGGCCCUGAUUCUGCUAAGACCUAUGCACAUGCUUAACUUUAUGAACGAAAGGACUUAUUGAUCCUAUAACAUGGAGGAUUGCCUUCAUACCUCUUCUGAAAACCUUUCCAAACUGGUCAGUUGGGCCCACAGCCAUGGGACCAUCUGCAGCCUCAUUCCAAAUCUAAAGCACUUGCUUUCUGAAGGUUCCCAUGGCAACCUGACAGCUAUGUGGGGCUGUAGCGCAGGCCAUGCGUAUCAUUGGCCAUUGACUGCUACCUGCAGGGCUGGGUCCCAGGAAAGAGUAUGUUUCCAGGACAACAGAAGCUUCAACUCGGACAGUCCCAGCAUCAUAGGUGUGCCCUCAGAGACACAGACUAGCCCAGUAGAGAGGUACCCUGGGAGACCAGUGAAAGCAAAGUUGGAUUGUAACAGAACCAGGGACUCCUGUGAUUUCUCUUACUGCAGUGAGCCUUCAGAGCUAGAUGAAGCCGUGGAAGAAUACGAAGAUGAGGCUACCCUCUUUGACAUGGUCUGCGAGUCCUCGGUGACAGAUGAGGAUAGUGACUUUGAACCUCAUACCCAAAGAUCUCAAACCAUUUCCCGCAAAAGGCCUGGAGCGGGCCAAUCCUCAUCAUCUCUUUCAGGCUCCCAGUCUCAGGUCAUUGAUGAAAGUUGUAACAAUGUGAUUGUCAAAAAGAUUAAGCAAGAAAUCCCUGAAGAUUAUUAUAUUGUGGCUAAUGCAGAACUUACCGGUGGCAUUGAUGGACCUGCGUUAUCGCUGACGCAGAUGUCAAAGCCCAAGCCUCAAACUCAUGCUGGCCCUUCCUAUAUUGGCCCCUCUAAGCCCACCCCCACUGUAGCACCUUCUCUCAGUGCUGAGCUAGACUUACAAAACAUGUCUGCUUCUCCCCCUGUCAUAUCGAGGCCUGCGGUUCAGAAGCCUGCAAGAGUAACUCUGGCUUCCCCAAACAGAGGACCAGCUAGCACCCCUACAGCCAACCAACAGGUAGCGCUCCAGAUGCCAGUCAGUACUUCCAAUACCAGCAAACAGAUUAGCAUUCCUUUAUCAGCCCUGCAGCUCCCGGGACAAGAAGAGCAAGCUGCUUCAGAAGACCUUCUCCAACCCGUGCCAAAUCAGGGUCCCGCUGGCGAAGUAGCAUUAUCUCCUUCAAUUAGCGCAGAGCCGGAAGUCAGCUCUAGUCAGCAACAACCUAACGCUGCUCCUGUCAUCGCCGCUGAGGCAACAGCCCAGUCAAUACCAGACCAGGAUGAGAGAGCAGCAGAACUCAGCAGGGAGCAGAAUGAGAAAACCAUUCGCAGCACUCAGACGGCUCUCCGUAACUUCAGAGAGUUUCUCAUCUCCAAAUAUCCCUCAGAAACCCGGGAAAUCUAUGUCAUCCCUUGCAAAGAGCUCGAUGCAUAUCUAGCAUCCUUCUUUGUGGAUGCGAGACAGAAGGAUGGCUCAGAAUAUGAGCCGAACAGCUUGGCCAACUAUCAGUGCGGACUGGAGCGCUAUCUCAAAGAACACAGGUAUGGAUACAGUAUUACAAGGGAUAAAGAGUUCAAGAGAUCUCAAGAAGCUUUGAAGCAAAAGCAAAUAGAGCUGAGAUGUAAAGGCAAAGGAAACAAGCCACACAAAUCCAUGAAGCUGACCUUUGCUGAUGAGCUUAUCCUACGCAAAAGAGGCUUGUUGAGUCGAUAUAAUCCCGAGGGGCUGCUGAACCUUGUCUGGCUAAAUAAUACUAAGGCGUUUGGACACUGCACAGGUUUUCAUGGGUCCACCCUCAAAUGGGGAGAUAUCAGGCUCCGGGUGACAGAAACAGGCUUGGAAUAUUUGGAGUGGAUGGGGCAAGAGACUGGUGAUAUGAAUGCCAAAACCAAGAGAGGAGGGACUGAUUCCAGAGUCUAUGCCACCCAGCAUGCUCCACAGACCUGCCCAGUGCAAGACUACAAGGAGUACGCUCAAAGACGGCCCCCUGCAAUGCGAUAUGAAGAUGCUCCUUUCUACCUGUCCAUCAAGCCGGUUGUCAAUUUGGCUGCACUUCAUUGGUACAACUGUCAAGCCCUGGGGAAGAACAAGCUUGCAAAGAUGGUAAAGACGAUGUGCGAGAAGGGCAACAUCCCUGGCAGAAAGACCAACUUCAGCGUCUACCAGAGCUGCAGCACCCUGUCCGAAGCACAGAGUAACCAGCUGGUGCUAAUCUGUAACAAUUUAAGUCAACAAGCUGCCCAGUCUAUGGCAAGCCACUCCAGUUCUGGCAACUUCAUAGUGUCAGCUUCUUAUGACUCUUCCUCCGACACGGCUUGAAAGGUGGAUUUCAAUUGAACAGUUUUUUUGUUAAGCGUUGAAUUUAUGCCCACUAAUACACAUCAACUGUGAUUGUACACUACUUCCCCACACCUUCCCAGUGUUAAUUCACUUUAUAAAAAAUAUAAAUAUAUAAUAUAUUUUUCUUUUUACAAAUAAGUCGAUAGAAAUAGUUUAGUAUUACUAACAUAGUAUUUAUAGUGUUUAAUACAAAAAUGAAAGCUACUUAUGGGUUAUAAUAUAAUUGCAGAUUUUACAAGGGCAAAAUGGUUCUCAGGCAACACAAGAGAGACUGGAAAUACAGUUUUUAACAUGCAUGCAAACAAUGAGUGUAAAUCCCCAUGGAGGCUUACACCUCAAAUCUGUUUUAAAUCAUUUUUGUAAAGCUUCUUAUUUUAACAACAUGAUCUCCAAGGUAGAGGGAGACAAACUUAGACAAACUGGCUGCUGUUUCUUACCUGAAAGCUUGUUCUUGUUCAGCCAGACCAGGAAAUAAGAGGUGUAUCAGUGUAAGCUUGUGAAAUCAUUUAGAGCAGUUUUUGUUUUCUUAUUGUUGUGGUUCCUGAGGCUCAUUUAUGCCAACUGGAAAAAUAUAUAAUAUUCCUAAACACAGUCCACUGAAGACUAUUUUUAACUAUUUUUUGUUGUUGAUUUUCUGUGAUCAAAAAUGUCUCUGGUCUUUAGACUAUGAGAUAUUUGUUUUGAACAAUAUGCAAAGGUGUAAUGGCAAAAAGACUGUUAUACAAAUAACCUUUAGUGUUUCAAACUAAGCAUUGGUCAUUAGUAUUUUGUUUUAUGUUAUCCAUGGAAAUGCAACGUGAGCUUCUACUAAAUUAGAAUUUCAGCCACUCUUUCAAUUUUCCAGGGAAUGCAACAAUGCUGAAAAAUCAGAAAUCUCUUCCCAGGCCAUAAAAAUAGAAUACAGAUAAAUCAAAUGUGUUUUAAAUUGUCAUUCAAAAUCCAUAGGAGGCAUAAUAGACAAUGUAAAUGAUUUUUAUAUUUAAUAUGUGAGGGGGUAAAUUAAAUUCUUAAAAUACUAGAAAACACAGUGAGCUAAAUUCAGCUAUUAACACACAAUUUCCACCGAAGACAAUAUAUGUGAAUAUGAAAGCAGAAUUUGGCUCUUAAAGACUAAAUAAUGACUGUUAUCUUUCCAACUGAUUUACUUUGCAGUAUAAUUGUUCAUUAAGCACAGGGAGAACGCUAACAAAUUAAACAUUUCAGUUGGAACCUUUGCAUUAUAAUCCCUAACCUUUAAAAUUAAGUAUGAUCAUUUUGAUGGUAAUUGAACUGAGUUUAUGCUGCGUUACAUAUGAAAAUACUUUGCUAAGGUACCCUAGCACUGCAAAGAUGAGACUUUAGACAAAACCACUAGCAACUUGAUCUGAUGGCCAUUGAAGUUAAUGGGAGUCCAUCCAUUGACUUCAACGGGUGCUUGAUCAGGUCAUAGGUGAGCAAACUGUCUGUUUCUUUGUUUACAUUCUUUAGAUCUGCAACUCUGUAGUGAGUGACAUUUAAACCAGGGGAGAAUAAAGGGAGGGUGAGAAUAAGGGUAGCAAAAAGAAGUAGAAACUAACCAACCCAAUGAAUAUACUUUAACGGGUGUGAGGAUGAAAUUUUCUCCUAUGCAGAGGAUUAGCGCAAGGUUCUAUGCAUCACUUCAGCCUUAUUCUGAGGUCUUCAGUGGAAUGUUAGUAGCAUGUCGACCUUGUGGUGGCCCUCUGCACAAGCAUGAAUUUCACCCCAACGAAUCUCUCUCCCACCUGACCUUGUAACACAUAUCAACUCUAAAGCAACUUGUGUGUAGCACAAUCUGCUUUUGAACUCCCAGUGAUACCUACAUAUCACUACACCUGUGGCACUACAGGGCUUUGAUUUCUUGUGUGCUUGCUAAGCCAGAGUUUUGGACAAGAGGAUAAAUCACCAAGAGCUACUACUCUACCCAUCUUUCCGGUCCCUGAGUUACUAACAGAUACAGUACCCUUUCUUCCUCACUGUUGAGGACUUAGGGGUAGACGUUGGUUUGGCUGGAGUCAGGUGAAGGUAGCUGAUGGUCAUACUGCAAGUUCUUACUGGCUCUACAAGAGGCAUUGGUCUUGAUUUUGAACAUUGAAUUUGAGGCCAAAACUUGCGCCCAUGGACAUUAGCGUCAGGUGUGCCACUGAGUUCAGUGGAUCAGGAUAUUUGGCCCUUUAGGGUGUGUCUACACGGUAGUUGGAGCUGUGAUUGGAGAACAGAUUGGUGUACCCAUGCUAGCUUCAACCUCGCUAGCAGGAGACACUGGGCACCCAUCGAACCGAGUGGCAACACCACCAUGAGAAAUAGUAAUGCGUCCCUCUCGCGGGACUGCUCAAUAUUAUGGAACUCGUGUAGGUAGGACCUGGAAUUGUUAGCUGAGAUUAAUUGGUUUGCGGUGUGAUUUUGCCUUUUCAUAUUUUCUGAUCAAGCUUUGUCUCCCUGAUUGGCCCCAUACAGCAUAAAAAGAAAUACAUUUCUCCGCCAAACACUUGAAACGCCACUUUGUGCAUGCGAGGAUUGUGUUUUAGGGUAUGUGUCUACGCAGCAGCUGCAGUAGAAUGGGUGGCGGCUUGUUCUAGCCAGCCAAGUACGUACCCAAAGGGUCAGGUGAAAUUGUACUCGGGUGGGUUGCCAGAGCUGCUGCUCAUAUUGCUAUUUUUAGCAUGCUAGCUUCUGCAGAGCUAGCACCUCUCUGUCUACCCAUGCUGGGAAUUACACCUCCCAGCCACAAUGUAGUCAUCCCCUAGACUUACUAGAGUCUUUUAUUCUGUCUGGCUGGAGGCAAGUCUAAUCAGAGUAGAUCAUUAAGGAAGAAAAGGCACUAAGAUUGCUGAAUAUGCUUGGGGAGCAAAAGCAGUUCCAUUGUUUUUUGCUUCUCAGUCCAUAUUUCCCAUACCCUUCCUGCCAACUCCCAUUUCCGCAGUGUUUGUCUGUUUGGCAUUUACAAGUUUGAGUUUGGGUUAACGUCAUAGGCAGGGCGUUAAUCUUGAUAUAACCAUGAAAGAUAGCAGCUCUGCUAGUUCACAUGCUUAGGAAUCAUGUAUUUUGGAGAUUGGGAGGGAGGGGCAUGUUUAUUGCAUUUAUUUUAUUUUAUUUUUAAAUACAUGUUUGUGUAUUUAGCCUUUUCUUCUGUACUUUAUGACAACCCUAACAAGUAACUCAGGGUUACAAUAGUCUGAACUUGCCGUGCCAGUGGCAGAAUGCUGGAAAGCUUUGCUAGGGAUGGUCAGCGCAAUACAGAGCUCUCUAGUUAGACUCUUUGUUGAGGUAGCUUUGAACACAUAGGGCCAGAAUCUGAUAUCUGUAUAGUAUGGUUGCCACUGGCUAUGCCCCUACUGCCAGCCUGACCCUCCUCCCCCCAGCUGCUUGCCCCCACACCCAUCCUGCCCUAGGAGCCUGUGGCAUGUUACACACACUCAGAGCAAGACCAGGGCAUUGGCUGGACUUCAGCGUGUUGUCCCCCAUCUGCAACACACAUGGCCAGCAGCAAAUAAAACCUGACAUGCCACAUCCGCUGACCAGGAACAAGCAAGGCAGCAGAAAAACUGGCCUGGCCAAGUGGCAACCCUACUGAGUAGCACCAUACUCCGACCGUAGACCCAUUGACGUUAAAUGGCACUUGGAGGAAGGUACUAUUCAGUCUGAGUAACGGUAUCAGAAUCUGGACCAUAAAGGAGGUGCUAUAUACUUCUUUAUUAAUAUGCCUGCUGUACGUUUUAAUUUAACCUGUCAAAAUAGAGCUUUGAGAAGUGAGUUCAAGUACUUACCUCUUUUUUAACUUUGAGAAAAUGAGUGUAAUGACUCUUCCUGUGCAAUAUUUGCUUGUUGAAUUGAAUGUUAUUGUCUCCGCAGUGUGAAGCUUUCCUGUUAGUAAAGCCACAACAGUGCAGCCAGGACAUAGUUCCGUAAAUUGCCACAAGCCUUUUAACCCUUUAUUUCUACAGAAACCAGGGGCUAGAUUCUGUCACUCUUACUCCAUGAUCAGUCCCACUGAAAUCAAAGGGACUACUCGUGAAAUAAGGUAUUACUCAUAGCCAAUGACCUGAGCCAUGCGAAAUGAUGAAGGAAUUGGGAAACUUGUAAAAAUGCCUUGAGAGUCUUUAUCUGUGCUAUUGACUGACUCCUGUCCUAAUGUAAACACUGGCGUGGGUUCUGUGCAUUUUAAACCAAGUUAAGAAAAGUAGCACCGUUUAAAAGUGUUUAGUAUGGUUCGCAUCAAUGUGACAGCCCUCAUUUACACCUAAGCAAACCCACUGGCUUGAGUGGGGUAACUUGGGCAUAACUGAGUACAAAAUUUGGUUCUCUAAUUUUUUUUAAAGUCUUAACACAGCUACGCAAACCCUGAGAAAGAGAGAGAUUUCAAACCCACUGUUUUUGUUGUGCAAAGUAGGCUUUGCUGAGGUUACUGCAUGACCACAUUGUCAGUUCUUGCAAAACAUCUCACAAUAAAAAGCAUGACACUAACAAGUGUAGUAAAUGUAAGGCAAACCGUCUGUUUAAAAAGCCAAGAAACAAACCUGGAAGUGUUUUAUGGUCACCCAUUAAAAUAGACACAGGUGAGUUCAUCUGAAAGUGGUCCUUCAAAUACAUGCAUAUGAGUAUAUUUGAAUGACUGGACAUUCAGAUAUAUGCGCCUAUGGAUACUAGAACUGAAUGCUUAUGCCUUGUUUUAAUAAUCACUGGUGUCUAUCUCUGGGGUUAUUUCAUGUUUGCACAAAACACCUGUUUCACUAUGUGAUAUUCCAUACUUGAGAUGGGUGAACUCUGGAGUUCUGUGAACCUUACAGUCUAUUAUUUGUGUCUGAAAAAGCUUGCACAACUAGUUCAAGUAUAUGAAUCUUACCUGGGUUACACAAACUUCCACAUAGCUAUACUUUUAAAUACAUGCAAUUGGCAUAAAAAGCCUACAGGUUAACUGUAGUUACAUUGCAAUGUGCAUAAAAACCCCUCUUCAGUUAUUUUGUGUAAUAAUUCUACAAUAACAUUGUACAAGCAACGUAACGUUGGACAAUAUAAAAGUGCAGAACAGCUGUACUUGUCACACAGGUCUGUUUCUUGAAGGAUACCAACAUUGUGGAACUAUUUCAUAUUAAUAUGCAUUUCUCAGAAGCUACAGAGCAUUGAUAUUUAAUCUAUAGUAUACUUACAGCUUUGUUUCGGCAUAUGAGGUGUUUUACAGGUUACAUUAAUACACACACUUUGCUCAAGUGUUUGAUUAGAAGGAAAAUCACAUUUUAUUACGCUGCUGGUAUAGCUGAUGUGCAGCACAAAACAGAAUUGCCUAGUAGGAGGUGGCUUUGUGCUUUCACACUGCCUGGAUUCUGGGCUGGACAAGGGGCCAGAAUGGCCCUAAUGUAAAUUAAAAUCUCUAUAGCACCAUGUACUAUCCCUAUUCUAUUCAGAUUCCUAUAUGUCCCUCAUUGCUGUAGUAUCUGAGUAUGUUCCAACAUGCAUUAAAUUACAUGACUAGCAUCUGUUAUGUAUGGUUCUUCCUUUCUCUCUUCCCCUCCCCAAGGACAAUUUGUAGAAGUCUGUGAUGGGGUCCUGACCCCUGCCAUCCUCGAUCCACCCCCUCCUUUCCUAAUCCUGACAUGUCCCCUACACCAGUGGUUGUGAGAAGGCAGCUCACUUUCCCUGCACCAGGAAAAUCCUUCCUUUGCCUAUAGUGGCACAUUCAUGGCACCUGCACACUGGAGCGGGGGACAGAGUCUUUCACCCUGAGUGCGCCUAUUUCUACUCCUAACAGACACACCUGUGGUCCCUGGAGCACUGGGCCUUAGCAUUCUGGUAACUGCAGGCUUAGAUUUUGUAGUAUGCAAUCACUGAAAGGAACACCAGUGUGUCUAUUUGAAUGACCACACAAGCCUAGAGAUGCAUCUCAUUGACUUAUCUCAUACCUGAAAUCAUUUAACACAUGUCAUUGCAGGCGAUCUUUCCCACCCUGCCAUGCAGGUGAGCAUAGGUGAAAUUCACCUUUGCACAAGGUCUAUGCACCAUUCAAGUCUAACAAAAGUCCUCAAAAUAGGAUUCAAAUGGGACCUAGGGUCACUUGGCACAGGGGGUUAAUUUCAUCCUAUAUAUAGUGCCAGAUAUGAGGAAAUAGCACUGUAUCUUGUCCCAUAACUCCUUGCGUUCCUAAGGGGGCUAAGGGAGCUGUGAAAUCAUGCUAAUUUAACACAGAUAUAUGGUAUAAUCUGUCCUAAGUUAAAUUAAACCAUUUGUUAUCUUUGUGUUCAUCUGGACCAGGUUUAAGAUGUACAGUACAUCGAUAAUGGACCUACAGUUGAAAAGGGAUUAGGAGGUUAGUUCAUUACAGAGCAAUGUGAAGUAUCUUUAACAGUCAUCUGUUUUGCAGUUUAAUUUGGAUCUUCAGUAAUGAAUGGACACUACAUCCAUUAUGGUUGGGACUUUCAGUAGCCUAAGGGAGUUAGGUGCUCAGUCUCAAUGAAAUUCAAUGGGAUUUGGGUGCCUAAAGCUGGUACGCACCUUUGAAAAUCCCAAUUUAUAUCCAUUGCAUUAAUGGGUUAUGUGUUUUUUUCCCAUUGUUAUUUUCUACUGUCUAUAAAUCUCAUGUAAGUAACUGAGUUGCCAACUGAGGUGAAAAAUUAACAAAACGCAAGUUUUUAUUUGGCACAAAAAUUCUGAUUAUUUGAUGCUGAAAGAAAAUAGACCUUUUAAUUCAGUUUCAGAGAUAUUAUUCUUGCUAUUUUUUAAUAGUCUACUUUUUAUAAAAAGACAGUCUGACACUUCCUACGCCUGGACUUUGACCUGCUUUACAAUAGCUAUAAUCUUGUGGAAAAUAUCCUGCACAUCCUCAGGGCAAUCAUCUCAGCUUGCGUAAAUGGUGUGUAGCUCCAUUGACUUUCAUGGAGUUAGGCCAUCUUAACCCAGUAGAGAAUCCAACCCAGAGUAUUUAUUGGAUUUGGGUAUUUUUAUUGAAAUCCACCUCUCCUUCAUCAAGAAAUUUAAAACACCUCAGGCAAUAACCAGGACUUUUACAGGGCCUAGAUUUUUUUUAAAAGUUUUGUGCUCUGCUUAUGCAGCUACAUCAGAAAGAAUGCAAAAAAACCCCACAUCUAAAACCUUAAUGAAUUCUAGAGAUGAGUUUAUACCCUCUCUGAUGUAAGUGCUCAAAAAAAAUGAUAUUUAGUGCUAUUUUAACUAAUAGAAAUUUUUCACAGGAGACUAGAAGAUUUGAAGGGUGCUGGGUCAUCAGAAUGGGAGCCUUACCCUUGUAGGUCAUUGGUUUAAAUCAGGUCCAUGUUGACAGUGAUUAGAGUUCAUUCUGUCUCAUAGUUAUUUGGUUAGUUACCAUAUAUGUGAUGACUUGGUGGUCUUGAUGUAAUGCCUAAUGGAGAUGAUUGAUUAAUGAGUCCGUAUCACUAAAAACAUCACUGUUGUUUACAGCAGCCGGAAUACUUGGUGGUAGUCUCCGUAAAGGCCAAAUGAGAUGAGGAAUUUCAGAGGGCAGCAUGAGGAACUUGCACUGCGACUGCUUUGACUUCAUUGAAUCAUAGAAGUCUAGGACUGGGAGGGACCUUGAGAGAUCAUCUAGUCCAGUCCCCUGAAUUCAAGGCAGGACCAUGUAAUAAAUAGCCCAUUCCUGACAGGUGUUUGACUAACCGGUUCUUAAAAACUUCCAGUGAUUGAGAUUCCACAACCUCCUUUCAUGUUUGUUAGCAGGAAUAGAGCUCUUACCUUCUGUGGGCCAACACGUAGGGCAUGUCCACACUUACCUCCGGAGCAAUCGAUCCAGCAGCGGUCGAUUUAUCGCGUCUAGCGAAGACGCAAUAAAUCAACCGCCGAGUGCUCUCCUGUCGACUCCGGUACUCCACGGGAGCAAGAGGCACAGGCAGAGUUGACGGGGGAGAGUCAGCAGUCAACUUACCUCAGUGAAGACAUAUAUUUAUUAUUCAUGUAGCUGAAGUUGCGUAACUUAGAUCAAUCCUCCCAGCAGUGUAGACCAGGCCGUAGAGGACAACAUAAUCACAUACACUUAACCAGCAUUGCACUUUGACCCACAAGCAUUGACAUCCUUUUUUUCCUCUUGAGUUAUGCUUUCAAUAUCAGUCUUCAGAAAACCCAAAGUGAAACUAAAUCAAAAUAACUGAUUUCCCCCCCCCCCCGAUUUCACAUCAAAACUACACAAAACUUUCACUCAGUUUCAACAGGAAACCAUAAAUCUGCCCAAGUUGGUUUGAAAUUGGGGCUAACUUUGCAUCGCGCAACCCAAAACAGAACUUACAACCCAGUAACAAUUUUGCAUUGAUUUCAGCUUUUAUUGUGAGUCCUGCUCUCAUAGCAGCCAUCUAGCUUUAUGUUACAACAGAAAGCUUUGUAAAGGAGAUAGAAGGGGUUUAGAUGUUUUUAUUUAAUAUGUUGACAGGCUUUACUAGUUUCCCUUGUCUUAGUGUUUGGUUACAGGAUACUGUAAUGUAUAUGGCUUCUAGAAUCUUUCUGGUCAAAUUAGACUGUGAAAUGACUUUGCAACUUUCACUCUGGGGUAAUCCCCAAUUUGCUCUGCAUUGCUGCUGAUCGGAUUCCCUAUCUGUGGUUAAAAGUAUUUAAUGUUUUUACUUCUCACCUAAGGAACAUCAGGCUUGAGAACAGACCAAUUAAAGAAAUCGUUUCCCAGGAUUUAAGGCUUGAGAAAUAAUGACAAAGUUUAGAAGAAAAGGGAAAAAAAGGAGCGAUACUGGGCUUCUAUAUGAUUUUGAAUAACUUCAUUCAGGAAGACAAAUAUGCUUAUAGCAAAGAAGAGACAGAGCAGCCAAUGAGUUAUGAUUGUGAUAGUAAUUUUCUUAUGAGUUAAUUUUUUUCCCUGUGUGCCAGGCAUAGGUUCAAAUCUUACAAGCCCUGACUAAAAUGGGAAUUUUGUGCAUAAAAUACUUGCAAGGUUGGAUCCUAAAUGUAACUCAUAUAUUGUGUGUGUGUGUGUGUGUGUGACUUAUACUGCGUCUCUAUACAUAAUAUAUAUACUGUACAUUUAUAUAGAUACAGAAAGUAUUAGAGCAUACACAGAAAAAAUCUUACUCAUUUGUUCAUUAAUUUUAUUUCAGAAUUGUUUUCUGAAUAUCUGUUCUUCCUGUGACCUAUAUAAUAUAUUUUUGGGCCUUAUUCUGCCUUCUUUACUCAGGAAGAAUCAGGCUCACUUUAGGGAAUAUUUUAGCUGAAAAAUGAGAUCUUAAUAGAUUAUAAAAUCAUGCCAUAGAGAUUCUUGCCAAUUUUGUAGCACCAGAUGAAGGAAGGAAAGAAAAUGCUUUCUAAAUAAACAUGCUUCCUGCCCAUUGAUCCAUACUCACAACUUCCAUGUAGGUUUCAGAGUAGCAGCCGUGUUAGUCUGUAUUCGCAAAAAGAAAA